Molecule: messenger RNA, 671 nt
Organism: Paramecium pentaurelia
Lineage: Eukaryota; Ciliophora; Oligohymenophorea; Peniculida; Parameciidae
Source: the annotation of a GenBank genome assembly
AUGCUCUAAAAUUUUAUAUAAGAAUUUGUGCAUACUCAAUUCACAUUAAGACCUUAAUUGUAUUAAAGAUGUGGUUUUGAGGCUAGACAUUUUUUUAAUUUCGGAGAACAUUGUGAUCCUAGACAUUAAUUACCAAUUAGCAUAGUAAUAUGGAGAUUGCCACCUGGAGAACAAUUAAAAUAAGCAACUCAUUCUUAAAAUGACAUUAUCACUUAUAUUUUAAAGGGAUAAUACAGAUAAGAUAAGUAUUAUUUAAAAUUGAUUUAUAUAGCUCAAUCUCUGAAAAUUAAUCAUUUAAAGAAGGAGAUGCAAUAUAAUAUAUUUGUGGAAAUGAUAAUUCAUAUCAUAGAGAUAGUAAUAACUCUUAAGAUGUUUCAGAAAUACUAUAAAUUUUUAUAUAAAAUAUUGAUGUCCAAAGGAAUACCUGUUAAUAAAUAUACAAGUAAAAUUAAAUAAUAAGAAAUGAAAAAUAUUAUGAAAUGUGUAUAUUGGAAGGUGAUUCAAUAAUAGACAACACAAAUUUCACUUUUCUUAUAAUUAUCAAUUUGGAUGAGGCCUUGUUGACAAUAGAUGAGAAACUCAAUUUAAGAAAAUACGAAUGCUAAUAUUUCAAUACCUUAAGUAAAAUUAAAAUUAGUGGUAACAAAUAUAUUGUAAUUAAAUUGCUUUGA